This is a messenger RNA of Miscanthus lutarioriparius, 1557 nucleotides long. The record is from the annotation of a GenBank genome assembly. NCBI's taxonomy places the organism in Eukaryota, Viridiplantae, Streptophyta, Magnoliopsida, Poales, Poaceae.
AUGACUCACCUGCCUGCGCACACACCAUGCAAGCUAUUUGAUCGCACAUGCAGUGCUAAUGCUUGCGAGCAACCGGCGGACCCUGCAAAUUUCCUCGGCCCCGAAUCCCCGAUCGACGUCGUCGUCCCAGGUGUCAAGAUGACCGGGUGCACCACGCCGCGGAAGGGGCGGAGCACGGCCGGCGCCGGCGGUGACGGCCUCGAGGAGGCGUGGCUGGUGUCGGAGGCGCCGGCGAAGAAGCCUCACGCUAGGGCGGCGGCGUGGGGCGUCACCGUCAGCUUCGGCCUCCGCCGCGGCCACUUCAACUCGUUCGUGCUGCUGCUCCUCGUCUUGUUCGUCGUCCUCGCGAUUUCUGUCACCACCACCAAGAAAGACGGCGGCAUCGGCGGCGGCGGGCCUGGGCAGCGGGAGACGACGACCGCGACGCCACCUGCGGAUGACGCCGGCGCCGGCAGGCAGGGUGAGUGCGACAUGUCGUCCGGCCGGUGGGUGUACGACGACGCGGCGUACCCGCUGUACGAGGAGAGCGCGUGCAAGUUCAUGUCGGACCAGUCGGCGUGCGGCAAGUUCGGGAGGACGGAUCUCAAGUACCAGCACUGGCGUUGGCAGCCACACGGCUGCGAUCUUCCGAGGUUCGACGCGGUGAAGCUGCUCCAGAGGCUGCGCGGCAAGCGGCUAGCUUUCGUCGGCGACUCGCUGAACCGGAACCAGUGGAUAUCCAUGGUCUGCCUCAUCGACACCGCCACCCCCAUGCUGCGCAAGUCCAUGGCCGGCGGCAACGGCUCCCUCGUUUCCUUCAAGAUCCAUGAGUAUAACGCGUCGGUGGACUUCUACUGGUCGCCGCUGCUGGUGGAGUCGAACUCGGACCAUCCGGUUCACCACCGGGUGGCCGACCGCGUCGUGCGCGCCGGCUCCAUCGACAAGCACGCCAGGCGCUGGGCCGACGCCGACGUGCUCGUCUUCAACUCCUACCUCUGGUGGCGGCGCCCGACCAUGAAAGUCCUGUGGGCGUCGUUCGAGGCGGCGGCGGAGGGCGCGCACAGGGCGGCGUACGAGGUGACCAACAGCCUGCGCGCGUUCGAGCUGUCGAUCAGCACAUGGUCGGAGUGGCUGGAGCGCCACGUCGACCGCGCCCGCACCCAGCUCUUCUUCACGAGCAUGUCGCCGACGCACCUCCACUCCGACGAGUGGGAAGCGGCCGGGGCCGGGAGCGGCGGCAACCACCAGUGCUACAACGAGACGGAGCCGAUCAUGGCGGAGGGGCACCACGGGCAGGACACGGACCCAGCGUUCGCGCGCGCCGUGGAGGCCCAGGUGGCGCGCCUGGGCGCGCGCGGCGUCGCCGUGCGGGUGCUGAACGUGACGCAGCUGUCGGAGCACCGCAAGGACGCGCACCCAUCGGUGCACCGGCGGCAGUGGAGCCCGCCCACGGCGGCGGAGCUGGAGGCGUGGACGCGCGACCCCAGCAGCGGCGCCGACUGCAUCCACUGGUGCCUCCCCGGCGUGCCCGACGUCUGGAACCAGAUGCUCUUUUCACACCUCGUGUCGUCGUCGUAG